CAAAACUUCAAAGCCUUCAAGUUACUCACACCUCUUCUACCAUUUCCUCACGCCUAAUCGUUUACCGAUACUUUUUAUUAUAACUUGCAUUUUAUACCCAUUAAAGUCUGUCUCCUUCGUCCAUUAAUCAGAUCAUAUAUAUAGAGUUUAGUGGUUUGUGGCGAUGGAGAGAUUGACAAAGAUGGUGCAAGAGAAGCCGGUGGUGAUCUUUAGCAAGAGCUCUUGCUGCAUGUGCCACACGGUCAAGACUCUGAUAUGUGACUUCGGGGUGAAUCCGGCGGUGCACGAGCUGGAUGAGAUACCAAGAGGGCGGGAGAUCGAGCAGGCUCUGGCUCGGCUUGGGUGCAGUCCGACGGUGCCGGCGGUGUUCAUAGGUGGUGAGCUUGUGGGUGGAGCCAGUGAAGUGAUGAGUCUUCACCUCAGUCGCUCCUUAAUCCCCCUGCUUAAAAGGGCUGGAGCUUUAUGGGUUUAAAGUUGAUUAAUUAAAUUAAUCGGCGGCACCCAUAAUAAGCAUCGUGUUCCUGUGAUGAUGAUCAUUUGCUAACUGGUUAUUUACAUAUAGUGUAUAUCUAUACACUUUGAAGAUGACAUAUGAGAUAUCAGUAGGUAGGUGCCGGA
Molecule: messenger RNA, 618 nt
Organism: Carica papaya (papaya)
Lineage: Eukaryota; Viridiplantae; Streptophyta; Magnoliopsida; Brassicales; Caricaceae
Product: Thioredoxin superfamily protein
Source: RefSeq, a predicted model, not a curated record